GCCGUGCUCCUCGGGCGCGCGCACGCACGCACGCAAGCGCGGGGCCGCGCAGGGCCGGGCCGGCACGGCGACGGGCGCGCGCAGCUCGGGAGGCGGCGGCGGAAGCAGCGAGGGCGGCGGGCGUCCGGCUGCGAGCGCGGCGGCUCCGGGCUGGGCCGGCCAGGGGCGGCUCCGGGCGGCGGCGCAGCCGAGCGCUCGGUCCUGCGGCUUCAGCCCGCGGCUUCCGUCCCGACGCCUGCGCCGCUCACUUGGCGUCCCGGCUCGGACCCCGGCGCCCAGCCCGUGGCCGUAACCUUGAGGCGGCGGCGGGGCCGGGCCGGGCCGGGCUGGGGGGCGGCGGCGCUGGAUCCAAGGCCGGCCGGCCGCUGGCGGGAGAUGUCGAACCCCGGGACGCGUAGGAACGGCUCCAGCAUCAAGAUCCGUCUGACAGUGUUAUGUGCCAAGAACCUUGCAAAGAAAGACUUCUUCAGACUCCCUGACCCCUUUGCCAAGAUUGUUGUGGAUGGCUCUGGGCAGUGCCACUCAACCGACACUGUGAAAAACACCUUGGACCCAAAGUGGAACCAGCAUUAUGACCUGUAUGUUGGGAAAACCGACUCUAUAACCAUCAGUGUGUGGAACCACAAGAAGAUCCACAAGAAACAGGGCGCUGGCUUCCUGGGCUGUGUGCGGCUGCUCUCCAAUGCCAUCAGCAGAUUGAAAGACACUGGCUACCAGCGUUUGGAUCUAUGCAAACUAAAUCCCUCAGAUACUGAUGCGGUUCGUGGCCAAAUAGUGGUCAGUUUACAGACCCGAGACAGAAUAGGCAGUGGAGGGUCGGUGGUGGACUGCAGAGGACUGCUAGAAAAUGAAGGAACAGUGUAUGAAGACUCAGGCCCCGGAAGGCCGCUCAGCUGCCUCAUGGAGGAACCUGCCCCAUAUACAGAUGGUACCGGUGCAGCUGCGGGAGGUGGGAACUGCAGGUUUGUGGGGUCUCCAAGCCAAGAUCAGAGACUCCAGGUACAGCGACUCCGAAAUCCCGAGGUUCGAGGGUCCCUACAAACGCCCCAGAACCGACCACAUGGCCACCAGUCACCAGAGCUGCCUGAAGGCUAUGAGCAAAGGACAACAGUACAGGGACAAGUUUACUUUUUGCACACGCAGACUGGAGUCAGCACGUGGCACGACCCCAGGAUCCCCAGUCCCUUGGGGACCAUUCCGGGGGGAGAUGAAGCUUUUCUAUACGAAUUCCUUCUACAAGGCCAUACAUCCGAGCCCAGAGACCUUAACAGUGUGAACUGUGAUGAACUUGGGCCGCUGCCUCCAGGCUGGGAAGUCAGAAGUACAGUGUCGGGAAGAAUCUAUUUUGUAGAUCACAAUAAUAGGACAACCCAGUUUACAGACCCACGGCUUCACCACAUCAUGAAUCACCAGUGCCAACUCAAGGAGCCCAGCCAGCCGCUGCAGCUGCCCAGCGAGGGCUCCAUGGAGGAUGAGGAGCUUCCUGCCCAGAGAUACGAGAGAGAUUUAGUUCAGAAGCUCAAAGUUCUCAGGCAUGAACUCUCUCUUCAGCAGCCCCAAGCAGGUCAUUGUCGAAUAGAAGUUUCCAGAGAAGAAAUAUUUGAGGAGUCAUAUCGCCAGAUCAUGAAGAUGCGGCCGAAGGACCUCAAGAAGCGCCUGAUGGUGAAGUUCCGGGGGGAGGAAGGUCUGGACUAUGGUGGAGUGGCACGGGAGUGGCUGUAUUUGUUGUGCCAUGAAAUGUUGAAUCCAUAUUAUGGACUCUUCCAGUAUUCCACGGACAAUAUUUACACACUGCAAAUCAACCCAGAUUCUUCCGUCAACCCUGACCAUCUGUCUUACUUCCACUUUGUGGGUCGCAUCAUGGGUCUGGCUGUGUUCCAUGGACACUACAUAAAUGGGGGCUUCACAGUUCCAUUCUACAAGCAGCUCCUGGGAAAACCCAUCCAGCUGUCAGAUCUGGAGUCGGUGGACCCAGAACUGCAUAAGAGUUUGGUGUGGAUUUUAGAGAAUGACAUCACGCCAGUGCUGGACCAUACCUUCUGCGUGGAGCACAAUGCUUUUGGGCGGAUCCUUCAGCAUGAACUGAAACCCAAUGGCAGGAAUGUGCCUGUAACUGAGGAAAACAAGAAGGAAUAUGUCCGGCUGUAUGUAAACUGGAGGUUUAUGAGAGGAAUUGAAGCCCAGUUCUUAGCGCUUCAGAAAGGGUUUAAUGAACUCAUUCCCCAACACUUACUGAAGCCCUUUGACCAGAAGGAACUGGAGCUGAUAAUAGGUGGGCUGGAUAAGAUAGACCUGAAUGACUGGAAGUCCAACACGCGCCUGAAGCAUUGUGUGGCUGACAGCAACAUCGUGAGGUGGUUCUGGCAGGCGGUGGAGACCUUCGAUGAGGAGAGGAGGGCCAGACUCCUGCAGUUCGUGACCGGAUCCACACGAGUUCCUCUCCAAGGCUUCAAGGCUCUGCAAGGUUCUACAGGCGCGGCAGGGCCCCGGCUCUUCACCAUCCACCUGAUAGAUGCCAACACAGACAAUUUACCCAAGGCUCAUACCUGCUUUAACCGGAUUGACAUCCCGCCCUAUGAGUCGUAUGAGAAGCUCUAUGAGAAGCUGCUCACAGCUGUGGAGGAGACCUGUGGCUUCGCUGUGGAGUGAGGAGUGGCCAGGGGCAGCAGAGUCUCCUUCACAACCACCAGACCCAAAGCAUAUGGCGUCUGCACGCCUCCCGCAUGGCGGGCUGAGGCCUGAGAUCCCAGAAACCCGAGGGAAAAGGCUCGUCUCCCUCCUCCUUUGGGGAGGGCAGGCCAGGGGACUUUCAUAGGUGGCUCCCACCCAUUUAUCCCUCCUUUAUUAUUGUUUGCCCACCCCUCCAUCACCCAUCCACUAAAACGCAGCCAGGUUUUGCCCUCAGCCUCCUUGGCAUGGUGGGAAGGCUGUGGGAGCAUCAACCCAUGGUCAGGGCCAAGCUGGGCCCGAGGGUUUGCAUGGUCUCUGUACCGGCUCUCUCGGCUUAGCCUCAAGGCCCUUUUCAAGUUCAGCAGCUGCCGAUAGCUUACCAAGCUUAAAUUCCAGCUGUCCUGUUAGCAGUGUGUUCCAGAUAGCAGGUGGAUUUCCAAGCAGGAAAUCACUGUGUGUCUGCUUGCUGGAAUUCCACCCGGUCAGGAAGCUCAAGGCAGAAUGCAUUUCCCUUCUGAGAGGUAAAGGGAUUAGAGGCCCAGGGUAUUUCUUUCCAGGGUAUCCUGGCUGAAAAGAUGGUUUUGCACAGGGGGAAAAAAAAUCUUUAAAGUUCCAUUUGUUGUGUUCUCUACCCAGUUUGAAAUUCUCAUAUGUCAUGGAGCUAAUCAAAGAAUGGCCAAAAGGCUCAGAUUCCCUGGGCCCAGCUGACUCCCAUACCAGGGACUGGAGGCCCCUGACUGUCUUAAAAUGUUAGUGGACUUUUAUAUGGGGAUUGCUAAGAGCUAAACUAACCGAACAAUUUGUCAUCACAGCCACUGGAUGGGACAGCAGGAGAGCUGCUGACCUGGGGUCCCCUGAUGCAGCUCCCCAGGGUUGGUGCUAUGCACAAAGCAGGGUGUGAUGGAGCCUGUGGUAACAGGGUGGGGGCUUUACCUCCCUACAUGGCCCUCUUCCCCAGUGGCAAUGGUGAUGCUAACAGUUCUACUCAAUUUGCUUGCUCAGCCUUCGACUUCUGAUGAGCAAGGCCAAAGCCAGCCUAACACCAUGUCUCUAACACCAUUUUCAGUUUGCACAAGUGUUCAGAAGCGGUGACCCUUUUGAUAGAGGGGCUGGAUUCAGGCAGCUGAACUCUGGUGUGGAAGGCAGAGCAGCAGCCGACUUUCCAUGUGUGGUUUUGUCAUUUUUGUUUGCGGUGGGGGUGAGAACAGGGUAAUUCAUUAGCAAGACAUUUCAUUGGUACCGGGGUUCAGGUUCAGCCAUGAGUUCAAGUUGUACGUGGGAUAUGAGGAAGGUCCUGUUGGGCACUGGCUUUUGUGUUCUUUUUGUUGCUUACCCUCAAGCUAGGGAUAGGAAGGGGCUUCCCUGCUGUUCCUGAUGCUUCUGUCCAGCUUGCUCUGGGAGCAGCUCUGAAGUGACUGGGCCAAGAGGUUUGGCAACUUGGUGGCCACUGGUACUUCAGAAUGUGAGUCAGCCACACUCUAGGUUUCAAAGUUUGGGGACAGGAAGACCUCACUGCACAAAAACUGAAUCCGUCCCACCAUCUAGGCCAGACUGGGGCCUUAUCAGUGUCCACUUUCUGCCUUGCCCCAGUAGGGCUCUGUAUUCCAUCUACCUUAAUGCUUCUGGGGUGUCCUAAAAGCCCGCUCCUCAUGGCUGGGAGUAUUUUAAGCGAGGAAGUCUGUGCCCUAAGCCAGAGCCAGUCCACGGGAACCAAACUGAGCCUGCAGAGUGACACUUUGGACACUGGAAACCCUGCCUGUUGCUGUCGCCCUGUGCCAGUCUGCAGUGAUGAAGGAAACCAGGGUCCUGUGCUUUGGAGUGGUUACAUUGGGAGUGAUAAAGGGACAAGCCUUAGGAGUCCCGAGGAAGAUCCAGAGGUUGGGCCCUCGGGCUGACUUUGGUAGGCACACAGACCACCACUAAGGCUUCCAAGUCUGCUUGCAUAGCCUGUGGGACCCCAUUGCCAGUUCUGAGUGUCCCAGCUCCCCCGGAGCAUCUGUCUGCGCAGCACCGUCCUGUGUUGGUACCGCUGCACCUCCUUGUCUGUCUACCAUGGUUAGGCCCUUCUGAAACACCUCAAAGGACACUGUGUGGCCGGCCCAUGGCUAAGCUCCUGGUUGCCCUGCUUUGGGUCUGGCUGAAGCCCCUUCAUGUAAGAUCUCAAUUGUCACCUCUCCUGGUGGCCCCAGACGAUCCCCCAUCGCCACAUCACCCAGAUGCUUCAGGAGCCCGGCUUUCCAGGCUCCUCUCACCAGCGGCCAGCAGCCACACUCAGGGACGCAGCAAACACCACUCUGCUUCGCAGUGCUUCAGAGGAAGCGCAGGCUGCAGCAAUGGGGUGGCAGCGGGUCGCAAUCUCCUGUUUUCUGUUAGGAGAGUCUGCCCCCCGAUGGGAUGCUGGGAUGCUGACCCCUACACUGGCUUGGCCACAUGGUCAAGUUCAGGAUAGGCGGACCCUGGACUGACCUUCUGCAGAGAAAACACCCCAUCCUACUGCAGCCACGUGGGGGCCACAUGGCAGCCUUCUGAAACAGUGUGGAUUUUUCAAAUGUGUUUAUAAUGUAUUCUAAUUUAUUUUGUAAGGUCCUGUUUGAAGUGCUGCUGCUACCCUAGUUGCUCUCCCAGUUUUUAUUGCCCAUUUACUUGUGACAGUUGUACACUAAUGUUCUGUUUUAUGUCUGAAUUGAAAAGUAUUUAAAGAAAUGCUAGUUCUAUUUAAUGCAGUUGUGGAACCAGCUGGGAACAUGAAAUAUUGACUGUAGAGCAGGCUGGACCCGGGAGGUCAGGUUCAUUUUGUUACAUAUGCAAUAAACUCACAACUUUACAUUUUC
Messenger RNA from Phodopus roborovskii (desert hamster), 5501 nucleotides. It is a transcript of the gene Smurf1, whose product is annotated as SMAD specific E3 ubiquitin protein ligase 1. Bases 376 to 2649 code for a protein of 757 amino acids. The transcript is spliced from 19 exons. Gene Ontology annotation, biological process: ubiquitin-dependent protein catabolic process; negative regulation of BMP signaling pathway. Lineage: Eukaryota; Metazoa; Chordata; Mammalia; Rodentia; Cricetidae. Gene Ontology annotation, molecular function: ubiquitin protein ligase activity; protein binding. The record is from RefSeq and is a predicted model, not a curated record.